AUCGAAAUCGUUCUCCGCUGCCAUUCAUCGUGACGCUUGACAGCGGCGUCGCCGGAGCCACAAGGCUGUUCAUUGCUGGAAUCACCGAGGCCUAUCACGUAAUUGAGAUCAGGACAAGGGAUAGGAUACUGAAUGUCCAGCAGAACUGCCAAUCACGCUCCUGCCACUCCAACAGCUGGUGUGGAAAAAAUAACUGAAUCAUAGACUGUCUCCAAUGCAUCCAAGCAUUGACAUAUAGCUGCACAAGUAUGUCUAGGCUGGUACAAUGGCCUCGGUCCACGACUACACUGAAGAGGACAAUUGGUGGAUGUGUUCUGCCAGAGCUUCAAGCAGGAAACAGUGUGAGGUUAUCUGUUUAUAGAGUCCCGAGAUUGCUGAAGGGAAAGAGCAGUUUCCCCUGUUUGCAGAGCAUUGUGAGGCAUACAAGUACCUGUCCCACAACCCUCAAAGCAAACACUGUAAGCAACUCGGGGAUGACUCUGGAUGUGGAAUGGUCAGAUGGCUCCAAGUCAAGGUUUCAUGGGGCAUGGCUGCGUCACAACUGUCAUUGCCAGGAUUGUAAGCAGCUGGACAGCGGUCAGAAGACAAUGGACGUCGUCAGUAUUCCACCUGAUGUUUCUGUAGCAUCUGCAAACAUUUCAGGUGCUGCAGUGGAGCUGGAAUGGUCCUGUGGACAUGUGGGCAGAGUGCCACUCCAGUACCUGCACUCCAACUGCUACUCCCAGGAAGCUCGACACCGACGUGCCGCUCAGGUCCAACUCACCGAAGAGUGCACUGCCAGAAGUAUCCCAGCCCUGCCAUACAGUGAUGUUGUGCAGUCACAGCGUCAUCUUCUCAAAUGGCUGACGCUAAUAAAUCAAUAUGGUGUCUGCCUGCUGACAGGGGUUCCUCUGGAGGAGAACAUGGUAACAAAGGUUGCAGAGUUGAUUGACAAGCCUCAACAUACCAUAUAUGGACAUAAAUUUGAUGUAGUGAACACGCCUCGUCCGAUCAACAUCGCCUACUCCAAUGUUGGCCUUGACCUUCACAUGGACCUGGUGUACUAUGAGUCUCCACCCGGGCUGCAGCUCCUGUUUGCCAGAAGGUUCGACCAGUGUGUUGAGGGUGGAGAGAGCGUAUUCGUUGAUGCGUUCCGAGUGGCAGAAGAUUUCAGGCAGAAGGACCCAGAUCACUUCCAAACUCUCGUAGAGGUUCCUGCGACUUUCCAGAAGGUGCACUAUGACAGAGAGGCUCCAGUUCACAUGACCUUCCAACGACCUCACAUUGUCCUCAACAGUAAUAAAGAGAUUGUGAACGUCAAUUGGGCUCCGCCAUUUGAAGGACCAUUAUCAGUACCAGAGGCUGACGUAGAAAGAUACUAUGCAGCCUACCAGAGUUUUGCCAAAUGUCUUCAGGUGUCGUCCCACGCAUUAAUCUAUCGACUUCAGGAGGGUGACGUAGUUGUGUUCAACAACCGCAGGAUGCUUCAUGGUCGCCACAGUUUCUCGCUCAACGGAGGUGUUCGUCUACUGGAGGGCUGCUAUAUUCAUAUUGACCACUUCAAGAGCAAGGUUCAAGUCCUCUCAAACACAGUAGGUGAUGGGCGUCCUGCCAAAAGAGUAGGAAACCAGGACUGGUUCUAAAGUGUUAACGACUCUGAUGGUGACAGCUCUGGUAGAAGAGUAGGAAAGCAGGUCUGAUUGUAGUUUGUGCUGGAGCACUAUUGUCUCAGUCUAAGGCAUCUCUCCUUGCAGAAUUUAUAUGUGUUAGGAUUUGCUAUUUAUUGGUGUGACUCCAAGAUUUGCCCGAAUAAUGACUCUUGAUCAAGGGUCUAUGACUUCAAAUAUAUGGACUUAUCAUUUCAACCAUUAUACAAUGGUAUAAGUAUUUGUUCUGAAGAUAGUUAGUGUAUCGUGUGUAUUCUUCCUUUAUUUGUUUCCAAGACUGUCACUUUGCAUAUGACUUGAUAAACUUGAUACAGGACAGAUAGUAGAAGCACCGCUCCAAGCUGCGCAAUCUAUAUCUCUCUGUGCUGCUCCAUAUAAUCUAUCUUGGUUUUGACUUAUCACUGUCCAUAGCUAUGGGCUGAUCCAUGGUGUUUCCUAAAACUAUGCAUAAAUAUUAGGGGAUAUUUUGUUUUGAGGUGAAACUACAGGAAAAAAAUCUAUGUCUGGAAAUGAAAGUAAGUGAUUUAUGUGGCAAGAACAUUUGCCCCGAUUAUGUUUCUAGGUUUGUUAGCACCAUACCCAUGCUCGUGGGUUUCAGUGAAGUGGUAAACAUCUGAGACCUGCAUCACUUUGGGCUUUCCUCCCACAUUAAGCUGACAUGCUGUGAUUUAACUGGAAUACUGUUAAAAGCAGGGUUAAACACAACUCACUCACUCACUCUGCAGACUCCCCCGCAGAUAUGAUCAUAUCAUUUCUAUUUGCCAAUAUCAUAUGGAUAGGAAGAUAUGUCUUGAUGAUUCGCACUUGAUGAUCUCCUACUGGUACUUUUUUGGCAACCCUGUCACAAUCUAUUUGAUUCGUAGUCCCACAGAAACUGAAAACUGCAGCAUGAUUCCAUUCCUAUAAUGCUUGCCUUUUAUGUGUAAUUAUAUUUUUGAUCAUGCAACUUUCUGUGUACUUAUUGGGUUGGUAGAUUUUAUAGGGUGCAGCACAGAGAGAGGGAGUUACACCACUCCAUGAGGCUGAUGUAUAUGUUAACAUGUGCUUGAUCUUGGACUGUUUACACUGACUUAUAAACCUAUCAUUGUAACCAUCUCCCAGACGACCUUUCUUUUGUAGUAAGACCACUCAGCAGGUUUUACAAUUGCUCCUCAGGUUUUACAAUUCCUCCCCAGGUUUUACAAUUGCAAUUGUAAAACCUGGGGAGCAAUUGUAAAACCUGGGGAGCAAUUAGAAUGUUCAUCAAUUAACUUACUUUGAGUAAGGAAAAUAUGGUCAUCGUCAGACAUCCUCUCUUGUGAACAGUCAACGACACAAUGCCAUGUGGUACGACGCACGCGGUUCUUUCUGCACGUACAGCCCUCUUCUGCACGUGCAGUCUGUGCAGCGGCCCGCGAUAACAACUGUUAUAAAGCGUGUCUCGUUAUACCACGCUUAUUUGCGACCCGUAUACCGCGUAAAUAUAAGCUCCAAAAAUGACAUCGAUUAAUGGAUAGCGGUUUAUAAGUUGGACAAACCAUUCCACCUCAAGAAUGGUAUGAUUGUAUAACCGGGUAGGCACAGAAAAGCCUCGGACGCUACGCGUUCUUGGCUUUUCUGUGCCUACCCGGUUAUACAAUCAUACCAUUCCUGAGGUGUCAUGGUUUCUCCAUUACAUAAUAUACCUGCUCACCACUGUAAUGACAUCAUCAUAAUACUUGUACUUGAGCCAUGCACAUGACAAUAUAUAAACAUGUCAGUGUGUUAUUGUUUUGUUUUCCUUACAAUAAAUAAAACGUACGAGAUGCUUUGAGGACUCUUUUCAAAUAAAACGACUAUUACAAGUACA
Messenger RNA from Haliotis rufescens (red abalone), 3474 nucleotides. RefSeq names its product probable gamma-butyrobetaine dioxygenase. The transcript has 17 exons. Gene Ontology annotation, biological process: carnitine biosynthetic process. Bases 249 to 1622 code for a protein of 457 amino acids. Gene Ontology annotation, molecular function: oxidoreductase activity. Lineage: Eukaryota; Metazoa; Mollusca; Gastropoda; Lepetellida; Haliotidae. The record is from RefSeq and is a predicted model, not a curated record. Gene Ontology annotation, cellular component: mitochondrion.